Messenger RNA from Etheostoma spectabile (orangethroat darter), 2700 nucleotides. RefSeq names its product family with sequence similarity 49 member A (gene cyria). The transcript has 13 exons. The coding region runs from base 294 to 1268 and encodes 324 amino acids. Gene Ontology annotation, molecular function: small GTPase binding. Lineage: Eukaryota; Metazoa; Chordata; Actinopteri; Perciformes; Percidae. Gene Ontology annotation, biological process: regulation of actin filament polymerization. The record is from RefSeq and is a predicted model, not a curated record.
CUUCGUUUUUCUGGAGCCAGAGGGAGGGGUAAGUGCUGAGAGUGUUGUUGUCUGUCGCUGCUGGGGACAGACAGAGCUGGCCAAGGUUGCCGAAAGUACUGCUGAGACCGACAUAACAUCCUAAAAAGUACUACCUCAAGAGACAUACAGAGACAAAGAGAAAGCGGAUGAUAUAGACAGCAAGCCGGCGUCCUCCACCAGAGAAGGUUUGCUGGAAUGGGUAACCUGCUAAAAGUCCUAACAAGGGAUAUAGAGAACUAUCCACACUUUUUCCUGGACUUUGAAAAAACCAAAUGGGGAAUCUGUUAAAGGUGCUCACUUGCACAGAGCUUGAACAGGGGCCAAACUUUUUCCUUGAUUUUGAAAAUGCACAGCCAACAGAAGGAGAGCGUGAGGUGUGGAACCAGGUGAACUCAGUCCUCCAGGACUCUGAGAACAUCCUGACUGGCCUGCAGGCGUACAAAGGAGCAGGCCAGGAGAUCAGAGAUGCCAUUCAAAACCCCAGUGACUUCACGCUGCAGGAGCGAGCCUGGAACUCAGUCUGCCCCCUGGUCAUCAAACUCAAGAAGUUCUACAGUUUCUCUCUCAGGCUAGAGGAGGCUCUGCAGAACUUGUUGGAGUGCCUGACCUGUGCGCCCUUCACGCCCACUCAGCACCUGGAGAGAGAGCAGGCGCUGGCCAAACAGUUCGCUGAGAUCCUUCACUUCACCCUGCGCUUCGAUGAGCUCAAGAUGAGAAUUCCUGCAAUCCAGAAUGACUUCAGCUACUACAGAAGAACCAUCAGUCGAAACCGGAUAAACAACAUGAAUUUGGACAUUGAGAGGGAAGUCAACAACGAGAUGGCCAACAGGAUGUCUCUGUUCUACGCCGAAGCCACGCCCAUGCUGAAAACACUCAGCAACGCAACCACAAGCUUUGUGACAGAGAACAAGACUCUUCCACUGGAGAACACGACAGACUGUCUGAGCACCAUGGCCAGCGUCUGUAAAGUCAUGCUGGAGACACCGGAAUAUUCGAGUCGUUUCAGCAGCGAGGACACACUCUUGUUUUGCAUGAGGGUCAUGGUCGGAGUCAUCAUUCUUUAUGACCACGUCCACCCCAACGGCGCCUUCAACAAGUCCUCCAAGAUAGACAUGAAAGGCUGCAUAAAGGUUCUCAAGGACCAGCCGGCAGACAACGUGGAAGGCCUCCUGAAUGCCCUUAAAUUCACCACGAAACACCUGAACGACGAGUCCACUCCGAAGAACAUCCGGACGAUGCUCCAGUAAUGUUUGCUCUGUUUGUUUUUUUAUAUAUCUAUAUAAAUAAGAGGCUCAAUGCUCUGACCUCACAAAUAAGAUGUAUAUGUUUACAUUAUUUAAAAAGACUCGAUGUUCAUACUUGUGUGUUAUGGCAUAGUCAUUCCCCUCCAAGCUAUUGCAGAACAUGUACCUUCUACUUUGCAAAAAAACAAUACGAAAGCAUCACAUGAAUUGCCUCUACUCUUAACAGCUGUCAAUCAACCAGUGAUGGAUACCUUUCAGCCUUAUAUAACUGAGCGUUGCAAGCGGUGCUCUGAAAAAAAAUCUCCAUCCCAAUCCUUUUAUUCGACAAUGGAAUGAGUUUUGUGUACAGCGUUUAGUCAAAUUCACCUUGGUUUUCUGAAGCAGAAUAAACCAUUUUUUUGUGUUUUUUUUUUGAAAGUGAACAUUUUUAAAUUGCUUCUCAUUUCUAUCACAGCGACCGUUUGUGUCAACAUGUAUUAAAACAAGUGAAGUCGUUUCUGUCUUUUGAGCUACAGAAGAAUGAGAUGUGAUGACAGAAAUCAGUUCAUGUUCAGAUGGACGUGUGUGUGUGCGUGUGUGUGUGUGUGUGUUGCCAUGAAUGGCUGAACAUUAAAGCAGAUAAGGGAUCGAUUGGUUUGUUGUACGUUUCGCUGAAAAGCUUCGGAGUGUUUUGUGUUUUCGUAGUCAGCUGUUGUCUUUGUCUCUUUUCAAACUCCAAUCUUGUUCAACUGUUGAAAUAAAUCCACUGUGAACACAAAACCCACUCUGCACAUCCAGGAAGCUCCAGUAUGUCGAGGUGUGCUUGUGCGGAGGUGAUAAUGAAAAUCAAAUCAACCAAUCAAAUGUAUUUAAUGAUCUGGCAAUGUUCUGAGUGAUAUUCUGCCGUGUUUUAUGACUCGUGUUUGUAUUAAACAGAAAAAUGCAUUUCUCUAAAAGAGGCCAAAAACGUCCUUCUGAAUAAAUGACUUGUGAUUCUUAUCUGAAAAUGUUCCUAAAAAGAGAGCUUAUUUUUGAUCUCUUCUCUUGUUACUCAUUGCGCAGCUUGCUAAGCUUUAAUUUGUGGCUCGCAUGGCAGGAAAUAAAACAGUGAUAUGAUCACGGUCAAUACAGCUAUUCCAUAAAACCAUUAAAAACAAAAAGGGCUGUAACAAAUGUCUACGUCUGCUCUAUUCUAGUUAUUUAAAAAAAAAAAAAAGAAUACCCCAAAAUAGAGUUGCAAGAUGGAAAUAUAGUCUAAAAAAGAUAUUUAACCUUGCUCUGCCCUUCCAUCCAUAACACUGCCCCAGUUCUGGAGGUCUGUCCAGCUCUUCACACUGAACGUGCUCUUGGAUGGGCAGACCCACAGUGGACUAAUAUAGAAAAAUGGCAUAUUGUAUGUUUAAGGAUGACAAAUUGAUAAGCAGACAUGCCAUUUAUGACUGGAUGGAACUUAUGA